AUGGUAAGAAUAAAGACAACGGGCCUGUACGAGUUUGGAUCUGCCUUUGUGGACAAAUCAACGGUCUUAGCCAAUCAGAUCGUUGCUGGACUAAUGGAAGGGAAGCGAAUGAUGGAAUAUGGAACCCCUGCCAAAAAGCAACGGUUCGAAUAUAGAUGUGGUGACUGUGGGCAGACUUUUGUUCACAAGCAGAGUCUAAAUCGUCAUGAGAAGACGGCUCGUGGAAGUCAAAUGUUCAAAUGUCGAGAGUGUGACAUGACACUCUCGAGAAGGGAUAACCUAGAGCGUCAUCGGAAGAAACACGUUCAACAAGGAGGAGCCAAUCACGCCAUAUAUGGAGCUAAACACGAGGGUGAAGCAUCAGUUUGA
Molecule: messenger RNA, 369 nt
Organism: Gigantopelta aegis
Lineage: Eukaryota; Metazoa; Mollusca; Gastropoda; Neomphalida; Peltospiridae
Product: zinc finger protein 701-like
Exons: 2
Coding region: 1-369 (122 amino acids)
Biological process (GO): regulation of transcription by RNA polymerase II
Cellular component (GO): nucleus
Molecular function (GO): RNA polymerase II cis-regulatory region sequence-specific DNA binding; DNA-binding transcription activator activity, RNA polymerase II-specific
Source: RefSeq, a predicted model, not a curated record